Messenger RNA from Rhodamnia argentea, 669 nucleotides. RefSeq names its product citrate-binding protein-like. The record is from RefSeq and is a predicted model, not a curated record. Lineage: Eukaryota; Viridiplantae; Streptophyta; Magnoliopsida; Myrtales; Myrtaceae. Bases 1 to 669 code for a protein of 222 amino acids. The transcript has 2 exons.
AUGUCUCCCUUCUUCUUCUCAAAUGCAAAGUACACAAGCACCAUCAUUCAUCUCCUGAUCCUAGCGCACCGGAGCUUGGCUUCGGGGCCGGUCGAUCCAACCCAAGGCUUUGUGUCUCUGCCUCUUAACCGUUCGAACUACAACAUCCAAAAGCCGUACGACGUGCCGGAGGACCAGCGAUACUCCUUCUCUGAUGGCGUCCACAAGUGCUGGGUUUACUCCACCGACAAGCCUCACACCCGCACGAGCCUGACCAAGCCUCGUACCGAGAUCGCCAUACAUGGAUAUAACUAUUCCUCGGGCGUUUGGCAAUUCGAAGGGUAUGGAUACGUCCCGGCCGGGACUUCAGGCGUGUGCGUAAUGCAAGUGUUUGGUGCGAGCCCUCACGCGACCACGUUCAUGCUGAGAGUGUACAAUGGCUCUCUCAUGUACUACAGGAGUCAGGUCCUCGUCGACGAGAUCUACAACAAGUGGUUCCGGCUGAAUGUUAUACACGACGUGGAUGGCUCGAAGGUGAAGGUUUGCAUUGAUGGGUAUCUGAAAUUAGAGGCGGAUGGUCGAGAAGGGACUUCUCAUGCCUUCAAAUGUGGUGUUUAUGCCCAAGACGACGACUCUUUCUACAUGGAGUCUCGUUGGAGAGGCAUCAAAGUUUUAAGGAAGAACCGCUGA